This is a messenger RNA of Acanthochromis polyacanthus (spiny chromis), 5186 nucleotides long. RefSeq names its product SWT1 RNA endoribonuclease homolog (gene swt1). Gene Ontology annotation, cellular component: nucleus. The record is from RefSeq and is a predicted model, not a curated record. Lineage: Eukaryota; Metazoa; Chordata; Actinopteri; Pomacentridae.
UCCAGUCCGUGUGGGGCGGAAACACACCACUGAAAGGAAAACAGAAACAGUAGAAGAAGAAAAACAGGAAAAGCGGCGGAUGUUUUGGAAAACAGUCGGCGUUAAGGAAAAUGUCCAAAAAGUCAAAAAAGAGAAGACACAAGAAGUCUUCAUCCUCAAGUGAAGAAGAUGAGAAGGUAUCAACGGAACAAGAUGGCAAGAGAAAGAAAGCUGUAAAGAGUCACGAGAGGAGCCAUAAGGAAAAAGAAAAAUCUUUUCCCUCUACUGUUAAAGAUGACUCCCAAAGCAGCCGCCAGAUCAAAAAGCCUGUCUACAGAUUGGCAAACACACAAGCAACAGAACAGAAACCCAUUAAGAAGGAAGAACAAUGUACUAAAACAAAAAGUGUCUCUGCGCCAUUCCGUGGGGAAAAUUGCUCCAGCAAAGCAAAACAUGAUGUUUCAGGGAAAGGUAAAACUGUCAGUGGAAGUAAGACUGUGGAAAGGGAACCCUCAACACACUUGAACACUAGCAGUUUACAUACACCUCCUCUGAGAACAGAGAAGACGUCUAAAGACAGGUUAGAUGAAAAGUCUUCCCAGAGGAGCCCAUCCAAAUUAAGGAAGUGCUCAACAAGUCCCAGUUCAGUCUCUGCUGAACACAAGCGGAGGCACGAUUCACACAGGAGGAAGCAUAUAGCUAAGGAACCGUCAAGAACCAGAAAUGACAGUAGCACUCACAAGACCUGGGAACCUACCUCUUCUUCCUCCAAGGAUUCUCUAGAGCAAAGAAGAAGGGAGCUGGUCAAAGAUGAGCACCACAGGCUUCAAGAAAAGGAGUCAAAGGCCAGAAGGAGCUUGUGUGCAGAGGCAGAAUCUUCCUCUGCCUCUGUCCCAAAGACGUCUUCCAGCUUAGCCAAGCAUACUUCUUCAGAGAGUUACUCUCAGGUGCUGAAGAAAGACACUUCAGUUUCAUGGACUGUCACAUCAGGGUCACACAAAACAGCUCAGUCAUCAUCUACUCAAACACAAAUACCUCCACUCAUACCGUCGAUGCCUCCUGAUUUUAAGAUACCAAAAAAGGUUCAGCCAAGACAAGUUGAUGACAAUAAAACAAUUUCCACAAUCACAAAUGUCAAACACGGAGUUAAGCUCUCAGACUCAGAGAAGGUUUCAGUGAGCAGCACGGAGCAGGAAACUGUCCAACAAGCUCACAGCUGUUUGGAUGUUGCACAUAAGUUUGAAGGACAAGAUAAAAAGUCGUCUUUGCCUCACCAGCUCCCAGCCACCACCACUAAGCCUUGGCAUGACCAGAUGCAAGUGGUUGAAGAGCUUCAUCUUGCUCGCUCUGAGAAGAGACUGGAGGUCAGUAUCAUGCAGAGCUAUGGGGAGCUCACCUGCAUGGACGUAGAUUCUGAAGGAGAACCACCCGCAGAUACACAAUGCAGACGGCCUCCUCAGCAAGGCCUGAUCCUCGUUCUGGACACCAACAUUCUCCUCAGUCACCUGGAUUAUGUGAAGAAGAUCAGAUUUCAUGGCCUUGGAGCCCUGGGCUUCCCUGUCAUCCUGAUCCCCUGGGUGGUGCUUCAGGAGUUGGAUUCCCUAAAAAGAGGAAAAGGCUUUGCAGGAUCUGUGGCCCACCUGGCAACUCCUGCUAUCUCGUACAUUUACAACUCGCUGAAGAGCCGAGAACACCUCUGGGGGCAGUCGAUGCAGCAGGCCGCUGAGAGCAUCAAUGGUCUGAAUGCUGAGAAUAAUGAUGACAGAGUGCUGCAGUGCUGCCUGCAAUACCAGAAUCUGUAUCCAGAGUGUGCUCUUAUCCUGUGCACCAAUGAUAAGAAUCUGUGCAGUAAAGGUCUCCUGAGUGGGGUGCAUACCCUCUGCAAGAGUGAUUUGGAGUCAAAGGUUCAGAGAUCCAGACAUGGCCUUGACAUGCUGGAAAACAUUCAGGCUCCCAUGCUGCCUCACGUCAGCCCCCAGGUCUCAUCAUCAAUGCUAAGCAGGAGCAGCACACCAGUUCAGCCACACAGUCAAGAGAAAGCAGGCUGUUCUGUCGGACUCACAGAGAAGGAUAUCAAGCGGCUCGGUGAAAGAGACGAGGAAAAGGCAAAAUGGGACCUUAGAAGAAAUGUUUCUGGACUAGAGGACUGUUUACUUGAGGUGCUGUCUGAUGUGUUAGAGGCGGAGAUGAAGGCUGCUUACGAAGACCUCUGGAUAGAGGUAGUUUAUCAAAAGCCACCCUGGACUCUGAAAGAUGUGCUGCAGUGUUUUAAAAAGCACUGGAUUGCUGUUUUUGGGUUCUGUGUCCCACGCAGUAAGCUGCAAACUGUUUUGAAUCUCAUCAACUUCUUUAACUCAGGUGAAACAGUGGACUGUAGCACUACCUCAGUGGCAAUUCAAGAAGCCAAGGAGCUUGUGAAAGCUUUCUCGAAAAGUUCGACCCUUGUUCCCAAUGCCAUCUUUGUAAUGGACGACAUAUUCAAUAAGCUGCAAUCUCAGCUGCAUCCAUCUGCGGAGGGCGAGUCUUCUUCCUCUGAUGUUGUCAUGAAUGAUGAUGAUGAAGAAGAGCAGCCCACACCUGCUCAGGUUUCUCACCAGGAAGUGUGGGCUGUGUUUGAGGGCAUCUGGUCUAAAGUUUACCCAAUGAGCUUGGAAGUGUUCAAAGCUCUGGGCUUUGACCCUUACACCAUGCAGAGUGCUCAGCCAGUGGGAGGUCCCCCACCGCCACAGGACGCCGUAGCCUGUUUGCACAAACUGUCCUCCAUGGUCUCACAGCUGCUCCAAGCCUUCAGCAGUGUUUUGUCCUCAGCUCCUGGUUUGGAGGAAGUCCAGAAUCUGCUCAGCAUCAUCCAGUCCAAUAAGCUUACUAAUGAAGAGUCCAGACUAACAGCCAAAGACCUUCUUGACUGUUUCUUACAACCAGACUACAGGGAGAAGCUCAGAGUCGGAGGGAGCCAGUUAAUGGAGCUGCAGCAGGCCUUGGAUCGUUGUGUCUGGGCCACGAGUCAACACACCACCUUCCCCAUGUAGCGCUGACUGGACCUGUGUCGGGACGUUUGCUCAUCAGCCGAGCAGAUGCUGGAAUACGCGACGCUUUACUUGGACUAAAAACUGUAAAUUAAAGGCGUAACUGCUCAGACUGAGCCUCUUGUGACUGGACCUGUUUACCUCUUCAUCCUCCAUCCACACAAAGGUUGAUUUCAACAGAGACUGUGUCCUCUGAGUGAAUGGACGCCUGUGGAUGUUCUCCAUCAUUCUAAAGGUUUGUUAGACAUUUUGUUUCCUGUUUUCCAAUAUGUGGAAUUCAGUGUUGCUUUGAGCAUUCUCCAACAAUCAUUCAGCUAUUUUACACUUGAUUCUCAGAUCUCCUCUCAAUCUUCCAGUCACAGAUGAGCAGCGAGUUUUCAUAUUUCAUCCUUCACAGAGCAUUUUUACAUUUUAAGUAACAUUUAAUGGAGAAAUGUUCAAGUACCUUGAAUUUUACGCAUAUAAUUAUUUAAAGAGAGCCAUUAAAUGACUGAUCUUUAUCGCAGCUUCUUACAGGUUAUAAAUUUGAGAGCAAAAUAUGUUUUAUGUAAGAGUUUGAUGUUUACAACAAGAAACUGCUGCAUUUAAUGAUUAUUUUUUUCAUUUUGGUUGAAGUCAAAUGUAAAAGAAAAAUGAGAAUUUAUUUUAAAAGAGUUGUAAAAUAUUUUGAAGCGUUGUCUUAUUAUUAAAGACUUAUUUUUCUUAUGUGCAUCCUUUGCAGUUGAAGGGAUUUCUAAACCGAUUCAUUCUUGUGGUAGUUCUGUUUUAAGGAGAACCUCACCUGCGUGGUGAUUGAUAGCCUGAGCGUGGCUGCAUGUGUGGAUGGUGAUGACUAAGCGGAUUAGGCGCAGGUGACGCCAGCAGACGGGCCGAGAUUACACUUGCCGCUAAUGUGACACAGAGAGAGGCUGAAGCGUCAGGCGUCAUGUACAGAGAGGUGAGGGGAAGACGAGGACAGUUAAUGAUGAUCUGAACUUAGUGUGUCGUGAAGUCACUGCAGAGCUUCUAUGAAACAUCUUGUUGGAUUCACACUGUUCUGUUUGUUUCAUAGCUUAUUAACUGUCUCAGAACAACUCACUGAUCAUUUAUUUUCAUAAGUGUGCAGUACAUUUCCUCUGUUACUACAAAAUGAAGCCGUUUUUGUUGUUUUGUCUGAAUUUAGUUUCCUGUGUUGGUUGUACAUUGUAUUAGGCCACCAGGGGAGAUUCAAAUGCUUUAACACAUUAAUAAAUACAACUAAGAGGAGGCCACCAUAACUUUACUGUUUUAGGUAGUGGGAUAACUGGACAUCAGCCUGCUUGGGUGUGUCCAGACAACGGCCCCUUUGUUUUGUUUUUGCCAUACUUUCAAAAUGUUGGAGCGAUCGACAUUUGUGUCAGCAGAGAUUAUCGGCAACUAACUUGUGAAUGAGCACAGGCGAGGGAUUUAACCAGCUCUGGCAGGCAGUCGGUGAUGUCUGAGGUCAUGCAGAUGCAGCCACAGCUCAGCUGGUCCCUUUUCAACACCUCCACAGCCCACAGUGACUGUCGUCAUCCCUUCCUGCUGAGGUCUGUUAGCCAGCUUAGUAUAAUCUCCCCGAAAAGACACUUGAGCCAGUAUUUUUUUUUCUGCUCCUCUCAGUGUGGUAGUCUGAGGAAAAUGGUGGCAAUGAAUGCACAGACAGCAGCGAUGAGGACGCAGUUACUAUUGGACUCCUAAAGGAGAGCUGAGGUAAAGGCUAAGUUUAGUCACCAGAUCAGCCGAUGGUCAUUUCAUCACGUUUUGCAGCAUCUGGUUCAGCCUUGUAAAAAGCGCAUAACACAACCAGUGUUACUCCUGCUUGAAGAGCCCAACACCUUACUAAGACACUCGAUUUUUCUUUCAAUUUUCCACCUUCCUGUUUCUUAUUUUCACUUGGAGCCACAUAUCGACAUGUUUAGAAACUAGACUGAAGACAGAAAUCAGAUUUAAAUGAUUUAUUAAUUAAGAAAUGUUACAAAUCUGAUAAUUCUCGCUCUAACAUUUCUUCCAGAAGAAUCUGCCAAUGCCUGACACUUUAAAAACACAAAAAAGAAAAAAAAAAGGAUUUUCAGUAAACUGCAUUUCUACAUACAUCAAUUAGUUAAAUCACAACAACAAAAGUUUGGUUAGCAGAAGCAUGGUUGUGCGUGUGUGGUGUGUGCACGAAAAAAAAAAACUAAA